Clonostachys solani is the source of this 1983-nucleotide messenger RNA. The record is from the annotation of a GenBank genome assembly. NCBI's taxonomy places the organism in Eukaryota, Fungi, Ascomycota, Sordariomycetes, Hypocreales, Bionectriaceae.
AUGAGCAUACAUUUGGGGUUCAACGAUGUGCAUCCUUUCUGCCAGAUCGAUCUCAAGGACAGAGCUUCCGUACAAGACCUAUUAAAGGCCGUUCUAGAUCCGUUAGAGCCUUUUUUCUCCACGCACAAGGCUCGGGUCAACUGUCCCGGCAACACUGCCGUCCGAUUUGAUCACAGUGCUUCUGAACUCGAAGGCUUCGCGCGUCCCCUAUGGGGCUUGGCCUUCUUGCUUGGCGGCCAUGGGGAAUAUGACGGCACAGAGUGGUGGAUCCAGGGUUACAAGUCUGGAACCGACCCAAAUCACCCAGAGUAUUGGGGCGAUCCGACAGAAAAUGAUCAGCGUAUGGUGGAGAUGUGUCCUCUGGGUUUUGCCCUGGCCGAGACGAGUGUGAUCUGGGACAAGUUGUCCCGGAAGGAGAGAGAAAAUGUGGAAGCAUGGCUUGGGAAUUCAAUCAACGAAAAGAAGUACGCAAAAAGCAUGCCAAACACCAACUGGCUGUGGUUCCGCGUCUUCGCGAACCUAGGGCUGAAGAAGAACGGCGGAAAGUUCUCGCAAGACAGGAUUGAUAGUGAUAUCAAGCACCUAGAUUCCUUCUACCGUGGCGAUGGCUGGUCCAAUGAUGGACCAGAGGGAAUUCAUCAUGCAGAAAUGGACUAUUACUCUUCCAGCUUUGCCAUCCAAUUCCUCCAGCUUCUAUACGCCAAGCUUGCCGGCGACGAAGACCCCGAGCGAGCGGUAGAGUUCAAGAAGCGAGCGCAGAUGGCAGCUCUAGACCUUGUACACUACUACGACCAUGAAGGUAGAGCUAUCCCAUACGGCCGCAGCAUGGGCUACCGCUUCGCUACAAUAUCUUUCUGGGGUGCCUUGGCCUAUGCAAAUGUCGAACUGCCAGCUCCUCUUACUUGGGGUAUGGUUAAGGGAAUUGUCAUGCGUCAUUUACGCUGGUGGCAGAGCCAACACGCGAUAUGGACGGCAAGCGGGACCCUUUCCCUGGGUUACUCUUACCCGAACAUGUACAUGACGGAAAAUUACAAUAGCCCCGGGAGCCCCUAUUGGGCAUGCUUGGCCUUUGUAUGUCUUGCUGUUGCCGAGACUCACUCGUUCUGGACUUCUGAGGAAGAGUCUUUGAGGGAUGCCAUCCCCAAGAUCAAAGCCUUGAAGCACCCGGGCCACAUAAUGAGCCAUCUUGGAGGCCACUGUAUGUUGUUAUCAUCCGGACAAGCAUGUGGCUAUCCUAUGAAAGGCACUCACGCCAAGUACGGGGCGUUCGCUUAUAGCAGCGCUUAUGCAUUCUCUGUGCCCACGGGGCUCUUUUCACUUGAGCAAUAUGCGCUAGCUUCACAGCUAGGUCUAUCUGAUGAUGGUGGUGAAUACUGGAAAACACGGAGGACGAGUGAACAUGCUGCACUCGAGUAUCGAGGGGACACACCAAUCCUUGUGUCUAUCUGGCGGCGGUUCCCAGACGUCACAAUCAAGACGAUUCUAGUCCCCCCUACGGAGAAUGCCCCUAAUUGGCACCUGAGAGUUCAUAAGAUCAAGGCCGGGCGGGAAAUCACGACUGCAGAUGGUUCCUUUGCGAUCUGCAAUAUUAAUUCCAAAAGCGGGCGGUCCCUGGACCUCUACGACGCAUCUAUAUGCGAAGGAACCUGUCCAAAAAUCAUUGGGAACUACGAUUUGUUGACGGCGGAGGGAUGGGCUGAUGGAAAAUCGGGAGCCUUUGCGGUAUUAAAAGGUGCAGUCGGUAUCAAAGCGCUUGAAACGCAGGAUGGGCGAAUGGCUAACCUAGUCAACGCGGACCCAAACUCAAACCUGGUAGAGAGCCGGACGGUGAUCCCCACGCUCCAGCACACAGUGAAGAGAGGGGAGACUGUAUUGUACAUCACAGGAGUUUACGCUAAGCCGACAGGGCCUAGAGAAGCAUUCCUAGCCGGGUGGGAGAGGCCCCCAGCGGUACCAGGAUGGUUGGAGGCUGAGAUGAAAUGA